GGAAUCACCCUAUUGCGUUUGGAAUUACUCUGGCUGCUCACUUUUGUUGCGGAUUGCGUGACCUGUGAUGAAGCGAAAUGAAACACGCGAAUGGACGGGAGGUAGGCGAGCGGCGGAAGCAGCACAGCGGCCGAAACAACAUCCGUGCCGGUGCGUGGAGCAUCAUGUCGUCGCUUUUCUGUCUCUUAGGUGAGGCACUGAUGCUGAGUUUUGUACACCAAGCUGGAAGCAACACAAUCAACUCAUUUGCUGUACGUCAGUGUCGCAGGGCCCAUUCAUCGCUUUCGGCCACACGUUCGAACCUUGCCCAUCAGACGGAUCAGCGAUGGCCUCCAUUCGUGCAAGCCACUUCAACCCCGUCAAACCCUUCGACCGUCAGAUGCUCACAGGAUACAUGUCAGCAAAUUUUAAUAUCUCAGACAAUCUUUUGGCGCGAGUGGACAUGGCCGUUCGGUCGAACAACCAGUGGAAAGAAAAUGCUUUCGUCUUCAGUUUCCCCAACUCCGGCUGCUCUGCGUUGCGAGACCAGCUGCCCGACAUGUACCGCAUCGUGGCCAAGCAUACCGGAGCGAGCAUGGACAAGAAGGCGCCAUGCGUCAUACCGGGAGGCUACUUCGACUUGAAGAACGAAUCAGUGAGCUGGACGUUUCCUAACUUUCCAGUGAUGCCGUACGGACGGUACAUGUUCCGAGUGACAGCGCGCCACAUGAAGAACAGGGCAGCGGCCGUUCCAUGUUUCUGCUUGGCAGUGGACUGUGAAGUCAUUCCGAAGCCAACUGUUGGAUCCCAAAAGUUAAAAUGACUGAUUUCAAGAAUUGGAAACAAACCGCCCGACACGGAGAUACGACACGUUUUCUUCGAGUUCAUGGUGAAGAGAACAUACAGCCGGUGCCCUCUCACAAGUUUAAAACCGCGAAGUUUUCCGUACGAAUUUGAACGCGGCAUCGUUCAAAGUCGUGCCAAAUCGCGCACAAGUUUAUACGAAAAGUACUUACAUUGUUAAAGAUCCACUGUAAUAUUACAACAUGAUAUCCUACAGCGAUGUUGUUUUAUUACAACACGUCUGUUUGUUGUCUGAACAGGAUAUCCAUCCUAUAGGCAACUCUUUUGUUUUAUUACAACUUUCUUGUCCGAAAACAAUAAUGUAAUCGUGAUUAAAAACAGUUAUGUUGUCAUUCAACAGAUUUUCUGUUUAUAAACAACGAUCAUGCAAUUCUAAAACAAACAUUGAUGUCAUAUAACAAGGAUCUUGUUAAAUUACAACACGAUAAGGCCAACACAUGUGGCCAAGUCAAAAUCGAAGACUCGAUAA
Messenger RNA from Thrips palmi, 1312 nucleotides. RefSeq lists its product as uncharacterized. The coding region runs from base 326 to 802 and encodes 158 amino acids. The record is from RefSeq and is a predicted model, not a curated record. NCBI's taxonomy places the organism in Eukaryota, Metazoa, Arthropoda, Insecta, Thysanoptera, Thripidae. The transcript is spliced from 5 exons.